Trichoplax adhaerens is the source of this 507-nucleotide messenger RNA. RefSeq lists its product as uncharacterized. The transcript has 3 exons. The coding region runs from base 1 to 507 and encodes 168 amino acids. NCBI's taxonomy places the organism in Eukaryota, Metazoa, Placozoa, Uniplacotomia, Trichoplacea, Trichoplacidae. The record is from RefSeq and is a predicted model, not a curated record.
AUGGCUAGUUACGCUUUAAGUCUGUAUCAUAUCGUGGCAGCUGCUUUCGCUGGUGUCGCUGGCUGUUUGGGUAUCAUGCUCCGUAGUCAAUUUGUUAAUUCAUCAUGUACCAGUAAGCCCUUCAUCGACAUCUUUCAAAUAGGUGUAAUAGCCGCUCCAAUGGCACUGGCUGGUUCGGCAUUGUUAGCAGGCAUUUUCCACAUAACCCAUUUGCUGCUUCGUGAGUCAGCCAACAAAUACUUGACAAUCAUACACUGGAUUUGUAUUUCGGUAACAAUCGUCAUUUCAGCCGCAGCGGUGUCAUUAGGUUCCUACUACUUGUAUGUUGACUUAAUUGCUUUUAUUGGUAAUUCAAGCGAUUGCGUUAUGAAACACGAUCUGCUAUUGAUUAACGCUGCUACUAUUGCAGUUGGCUUAUUUGAGCUCCUUAUCUGCUUGGCUUCAUUUGAGUUAUGUUGUGAGAAAGGAUCUACUAGCUUUGCUAUUGGUUCUGGCCGAUAUCACUAG